Macadamia integrifolia is the source of this 1623-nucleotide messenger RNA. Its product is annotated as ammonium transporter 3 member 1-like. The transcript is spliced from 3 exons. Gene Ontology annotation, biological process: ammonium transmembrane transport. The record is from RefSeq and is a predicted model, not a curated record. The coding region runs from base 24 to 1490 and encodes 488 amino acids. Gene Ontology annotation, molecular function: ammonium channel activity. NCBI's taxonomy places the organism in Eukaryota, Viridiplantae, Streptophyta, Magnoliopsida, Proteales, Proteaceae. Gene Ontology annotation, cellular component: plasma membrane.
GUCUAUCUUCUGAAGCUUCAACCAUGGUGAGCGUUGUCCCUGUAGCCUACCUGAAUAGCAACACCUCAAUAUCAACACCAGAAUGGCUCAACAAAGGUGACAACGCAUGGCAGAUGAUAUCAGCUACCCUCGUUGGCCUUCAAAGUGUACCAGGUCUAGUUAUCCUCUAUGGUUCUAUUGUCAAGAAGAAAUGGGCAGUUAACUCUGCUUUCAUGGCUUUAUACGCCUUUGCUGCGGUUCUCAUCUGUUGGGUUACUUGGGCUUAUAGUAUGUCUUUUGGAAAUCAACUUCUACCCUUUUGGGGCAAAGCUGCUGUGGCUCUUGGCCAGAAUUUUCUGAUCCAGCAAGCAACUUUGCCGGCGUCUACGCAGUAUUUCGCCAAUGGCACCAUCGAGACGGCGAUGGUGGCGCCGUUUUAUCCGAUGGCAACGAUGGUUUACUUUCAGUAUGUGUUUGCUGCAAUUACACUGAUCCUUCUUGCUGGUUCUCUCCUGGGGAGAAUGAACUUCAGGGCUUGGAUGUUGUUUGUUCCUCUUUGGUUCACCUUUUCCUACACCGUCGGUGCAUUUAGUCUUUGGGGUGGUGGUUUCUUGUUCCAUUGGGGUGUCAUUGAUUACUCUGGUGGAUACGUUAUCCACCUUUCAUCUGGAAUCGCCGGCUUCACAGCUGCUUAUUGGGUGGGACCUAGGUUGACUAAGGAUAGGGAGAGAUUCCCACCAAAUAACGUAUUGCUGAUGUUGGCGGGUGCUGGGCUUCUGUGGAUGGGCUGGGCCGGGUUUAAUGGUGGAGACCCGUAUACGGCAAAUACUGAUUCGUCAAUGGCCGUGUUGAAUACCAAUAUCUGUGCGGCUACCAGCUUGCUGGUGUGGACGGUUCUUGAUGUGCUAGUGUUCAAGAAGCCGUCGGUGAUUGGUGCCGUUCAGGGUAUGAUCACGGGGCUUGUUUGUAUCACACCUGGUGCAGGUCUUGUUCAAGGUUGGGCUGCAAUUGCUAUGGGAGUACUAUCAGGCAGUAUUCCUUGGUUCACCAUGAUGGUCAUCCACAAGAGAUGGACUUUGCUUCAGAAGGUGGACGACACUCUUGGUGUAUUCCACACUCACGCCGUUGCCGGAACUCUAGGGGGUAUUCUCACCGGUGUCUUCGCAGAGCCCGUGCUGUGUUCUAUGUACUUGCCGGUCACCAACACAAGAGGUGCAGUCUAUGGAGGAACAGGUGGUGUCCAAGUUGGUAAACAGAUCGUUGGAGCCCUUUUCAUUAUCGGUUGGAACUUAGUUGUUACAUCUAUCAUUUGCUUGGUGAUAAAGCUGAUUGUUCCUCUGAGGAUGCCUGAAGAUCAACUAUUGAUAGGAGAUGAUGCUGUUCAUGGAGAAGAAGCUUAUGCUUUGUGGGGUGAUGGUGAGAAAUAUGAUUCUGCUAGGCAUGGAUGGUAUGGUGAUACUGCACAUCCUACUACAUUACAAAUGGCUACUGGUGUCACUCAGGUAGUGUAAGAGAGAGAGGUGAAGAUGAAUGGAUUUUCUUGUGUAAGGAGCAAAAGGGAUUGGUUCUUGUUCAUAUGUACUUUAUCUGUAUAAUGCUUCAAUUCUGUUGAAGGAGAUUGUUUAUUGGAGAGUUUGUGGGAUU